AUGUCCUUCGAGGACGCGUCCGCCUGCAUGCGCUUGCCCUACUGCAAGAGGGUGCACUUGUUGUGUCUCUCUACCUUCCUCAUCUCGACUCUCCUGGCCACUGCAGUGUGGGCAAUCAACGUGUACCACGCCUCAAGGUUCUUCGUCCCUCUGAUUGUGGCCAUCAUCUUGCUGUCUAAGGCUGAAGGUGCACUGGUUCUUGCUACUCUCCAAGCUAUCUACAACAAGGCUACCGACCAUGAGAGCCACGAUAUGCCUACUUACUUGGCUGAUCCUGCCACUCCCAAUCGUGCUGGACUGUUCGAUCAAGCUCUCAUCCAUCCCGCCUUUCGCGACAGCAACCUUGGCUCUUCGAUUACGUCUCGCAACUUUCCUUUACCAAGGGAGCGUUGCUUGGAUGUUGUGCCUACCUGUGAUGCCCCUGCUAUCCCAGUUCCUCAUCCCUACGUCGCUACUGGCAUCCUCUCACGCACCUCGACUACCCACCGCCCUCUACNNCCCCCUCUCCCUGCCAAUCACGACGACCUUGGAGCACCUCUCCCUCACGUCGGAGAGGUCGAAGAUGUGACCAUUCUGCCACUCCGCAUCGAGAAGCGCGAGUCUGCUGUUGUUGGCACUGCUGUCAAGCAAUCGACCAAAGACGUAGAUGUCGAGUCUGGAAAGAAGUCUGGCCCAAAGCCCGGAGCCUUCGACAACACGCCUGUCCAGCCUACGUACAUGAGCCAGGCCGAGCGGAUCAUCACCGGAAUCGAGGCAGAACAGAAUGUCCAAGAAGCCGCCCCAUCGAUCCAAAGCAGUUCCCUUGGGAGCCCCAACACCGAGCUUCAAACCCCUCAGACUCCUACUCACCUGAUUACCCCUGCUAUUGUAGUCCAGGAGCCCACUCCUACCACCCCCAAGUUCAUUCAGUACCCCGCUCCGACUCUGGCUGGUAUCUCGACGAUUCGUCUGGUUAGUCCGUACCUGGAGCUCCCGUCAAUGACUGGCCAUGGCUCUCGGCGCAAAAGGUCAAUCGGAUAA
Messenger RNA from Aureobasidium musti, 1020 nucleotides. Lineage: Eukaryota; Fungi; Ascomycota; Dothideomycetes; Dothideales; Saccotheciaceae. The record is from the annotation of a GenBank genome assembly.